AUGCAUCUAUUAACCAAGGACAUUGAAAAUGCAUUGAAGGAACUAAUUCCAUUAUUUAAAAAGUAUAUUUCAGUGAAUGUUCAACUGUUGAAUGAUUAUAUAUUAGUGCUAAAGAGGGCAUCAUGUUUAAAGAAUGAAAGGAUUGCAUUAAUUAAAUUUGUCAAAAAAUUAAGAUUUUUCAGUCAAUCUUUACAUAGAACUAUGUUUUUCGAUGACCUUCAUAGUAGAAAGGAUGAUUCGUUAUUACAUUGCGUUGGAAUCAUUGGUGCAUAUUUUGUUAAAUGUUUAGAGACAUUAGAUUUAUUAUAUUUUUUUUUAACAAAACCUUUACAAACUGAAAUUUUAUCAAAAACUUUAAAUGAAAAAUUAAUUUUAAAAGAUUCUACUGUGGUGAACUUGGAAGAUACUUUUAGUUAUUUUGUUAAAUUUACUCAAUGGUUGUUAGAAUCCCUAGGAUUGAAUGACCCACUAUACCAAAUUGAAAUUAUUCAUUUUUCUGUUAAAUAUGCAGUUGAAGAGGGCAUUGAUAUUGAUGAUACUGAAGACAUUUUACCUUUCAGGUGUAAUGGUAAUCCAAAAUGGAGGAUGAUUUCUAUAAAAAUGCUAUUGAAUGGAAAGGGCUAA
Molecule: messenger RNA, 624 nt
Organism: Vanderwaltozyma polyspora DSM 70294
Lineage: Eukaryota; Fungi; Ascomycota; Saccharomycetes; Saccharomycetales; Saccharomycetaceae
Exons: 1
Coding region: 1-624 (207 amino acids)
Molecular function (GO): RNA binding
Source: RefSeq, a predicted model, not a curated record